Messenger RNA from Arachis duranensis, 1413 nucleotides. RefSeq lists its product as uncharacterized. The coding region runs from base 1 to 1413 and encodes 470 amino acids. Lineage: Eukaryota; Viridiplantae; Streptophyta; Magnoliopsida; Fabales; Fabaceae. The record is from RefSeq and is a predicted model, not a curated record. The transcript has 3 exons.
AUGGCUUUUCAAAUUGGAAAAAAAAAGGAGAGAUUACAAACUCAUAUUGGGAUUCAUGAUAGUGCUAAUAAUCAAGCUUGGAGAAAAUGUGAAGCACUUAUGAAACUAAAACGACACAUUAGUGCUGCUAUUGAAAAACAAUCUGAGCAAGCUAAAAAGAAUUAUCAAAUUCAUUUGACAGCCACAAUUGAUUGUAUUAGAUUUCUUUUGCGACAAGGAUUGGCCUUUCGUGGUAAUGAUGAGGUAGAUGAUUCUGUUAAUCAAGGAAAUUUUUCGGAACUUCUAAACUUUCUUGUGCAACAUAAUGAAGAGAUUGAUCGUGCUUUAAAAAAUGCUCGUGGAAAUCUUAAGCUAAGAGCUCCCUCAAUUCAAAAAGAUAUUGUAAGAGCUGCUGCAAGUGAAACGACAAAAGUUAUUGUUAAUGAUUUUGGAGAUGAAUUGUUUGCUACUUUGGUUGAUGAAGCCCACGACAUUUCUAUUAAGGAGCAAAUGUCAGUUUGUUUAAGAUAUGUGAAUAAAGAAGGGCAAGUUAGAGAGCAUUUUCUUGGUCUUGUUCAUGUUUCUAAUACUAAUGCUUUAUCUCUAAAAUUAGCAUUGGAGUCAUUAUUAGAAACAUAUAAUUUAAGUUUAUCAAGAGUACGUGGUCAAGGAUAUGAUGGUACAACUUCGUGUAAACGAAGAGAUAUGCUUCGUGAUAGUCAGAUGACUAAGACAAUUGAAGCAUUACAAAGUGGAGAAAUUGCUAGUGGACGUGGUUUGAAUCAAGAAAUAGCUUUGAAAAGAGUUGGAGAUACUAGAUGGGGAAGAUCAAGACGCAAAGCUCAAAAGAUUUCAAAUUUGCAUCAUUUUCAAGUUGAGAUAUUCUAUCAUGUAGUUGAUAGACAACUUCAAGAACUCAACAAUCGUUUUACAGAGGUGAAUACUGAAUUACUUCUUUGUAUAGCUUGUCUGAAUCCAAGACAAUCAUUUCUUGCGUUUGAUAACGAGAAGUUAAUCCAGUUAGCUCGAUUCUAUCCAUUGGAAUUUUCUUCUACUCAACUUUUGGCACUUGAUAGUCAACUUGAGAACUUUAUACUAGAUGUGCGUUCUGAUGAUCAAUUCUCAAACUUAAAUGGGAUUGGUGCUCUUUCUCAGAAAUUGAUUGAGACUCGAAAAAAUAUUGUUUAUCCAUUAGUUCUUUUGAAGUUAGCUUUAGUUUUGCCUGUAGUAACUGCAUUAGUUGAAAGAACUUUUUAUGCGAUGAACAUCAUAAAGAGUCGGCUUCGCAGCCGUAUGGGAGAUGAAUUUUUAAAUGAUUGUUUAGUGACAUACAUAGAAAGAGAGACAUUUGAUUGUAUUGACAAUGAAAAGUGCCUUGGUUUAAUUUCUAUUUUGAAUUUGAUUCUCCACCUGACCUACAUAUAUCAAAUUUAA